AUGGUUAUGGAUAAGGUACCUAUGCCCAGUAGAGCCAAAGCAAAAGCUCAGAGGAAAAAACUACACAUUAAUCACAGUUUCAGUUUGAAUAACCUUUUCUCAGAUCCAUUUGCACUCUCUUCGAUUUCAAUUACACUUCUGUCAUGGUGUAUUGCCAUUGCAGGAUGCAUAGCUACAGCUUCAGAUACAGAUAAUUUCCCCCGGUUUACGUGGUGGGGAAUAGCAUAUCAAUUCCUAAUUUUAUUCAUGGUUAUCAUAUUUUACUGUUAUGAUAUGGUCGAUUACUACAAAAAUUUUAUAGCUGGUGCUACUGCAGUUUCUUUCGUAUACAACACCAAUAGCGCAACGAUCUUGGUCUACGGCGAUGGAUCUCGUAAGGCUGCCGCAUCCGCUGGUGUAAUAUUAUUAUCAAUUGUUAAUCUAAUAUGGAUCUUCUACUAUGGUAGUGACAAUGCGUCACCAACCAGUAGAUGGAUUGAUUCAUUUUCACUGAGAGGUAUUAGACCCUCUGCCACCCAAGACGCAUCUAUGAGAGCUCGUCGCCGUAAUAGAAACAACCUUAGAAGUCAAAGAUUCACAGGUGAUAAUUUCUACCCAGAGCAUCAACCCCAAAACUACAUGUCCUCCAUGGCUCUCACUGGAUUUGAAAAUCCUGAUCCAGCAUACUAUACAGGCCCAAAUGUUCCAUUGGACAGAAACGGUAGUGUAGCAUAUUCUGAUAAUAACAUGCCAGGUGCGUUCACACAGGAUAUGAAUGCUAAUAAUCAAAACAACCUCAACCCAAACAAUUUCAACCAAAACAAUUCUAACCAAAACACAUUUAACCAGAACACUUUUAUGACAGAGACUUCGAACGGUAACACAGAUACCACAAUGGGCGGAACUUUAGAAUUGUACAGUGAUGCUGGCGAGGAGAGCUUUCCAUACACUGCACAAACUUUAUACAGAUACCAAGCAGAUGAAGACGAUGCCUAUGAAAUUUCAUUCGAACAAGGUGAAAUUCUUAAAGUCAGUGAUAUUGAAGGUAGAUGGUGGAAGGCUAAAAGGUCAACCGGCGAAACAGGUAUUAUUCCAAGUAAUUAUGUUAAGCUUAUCGAAGAUAAUAUCGCUAUGUAG
This is a messenger RNA of Zygosaccharomyces rouxii, 1116 nucleotides long. RefSeq names its product osmosensor SHO1 (gene SHO1). The record is from RefSeq and is a predicted model, not a curated record. Gene Ontology annotation, molecular function: protein binding. The coding region runs from base 1 to 1116 and encodes 371 amino acids. The transcript has a single exon. Lineage: Eukaryota; Fungi; Ascomycota; Saccharomycetes; Saccharomycetales; Saccharomycetaceae.